UCCACACGGGAUCGGUAACCCCAGGAUCACGUGACCUACCAUCCCGCUAUAAUAAACCACCUGGGAUGGCAGGAAUACACAGGAGUAUAUAAGAAGGCAAUUCUCCUUUGUGGGUGAAUUGUGGUCAACCUGAUAAAUCAAAUACAAAUGGUUACCUAUCCCGACCUCCACUCUUCUCAUAUAGUACCCUCUAUACUGUGUUGGCACCCCGUCCAACGAGUCUCUCUCAUCCGCGAAAACCCACCGGUUGACCUAUACAACGAUCUUACAAUCCCGCUAGGCCUUCACAAAUUUCUAGGUUCAGUAUAUGUUGAACAUGGUAUUCGUGCCAGUAUCAAAGUCAGUUCCAACAGAGCGGAGAUCUUGCUGGCCUUGUAGGCUACAGGGACCAACGUAUCGAUAGCAGCUAUCAAUUUGUCGUAAUAUGACAAGAGAUGCAAGGCCAAAUAUAGUGCAAACAAUAUCAUGCUGCUGUAAAUGGUGAAGACUCCAACCUAGACUGCCAUCUUCAGUCGU
Messenger RNA from Periconia digitata, 516 nucleotides. NCBI's taxonomy places the organism in Eukaryota, Fungi, Ascomycota, Dothideomycetes, Pleosporales, Periconiaceae. The record is from the annotation of a GenBank genome assembly.